This is a messenger RNA of Ahaetulla prasina, 2072 nucleotides long. Its product is annotated as SH2 domain-containing protein 1B-like. The transcript has 4 exons. Bases 58 to 468 code for a protein of 136 amino acids. The record is from RefSeq and is a predicted model, not a curated record. NCBI's taxonomy places the organism in Eukaryota, Metazoa, Chordata, Lepidosauria, Squamata, Colubridae.
CAGGUCAUACUUUUAGCUGACUCCUAAGAAUUAAUCUGCAAACAGUUUUAUACAUAAAUGGAAUUUCAAUUUUUUCAUGGAAAUAUAACUAAAGAAAAGUGUGAAGAAUUACUGAGCAAAGUAGGAAUAAAUGGAAGUUUUUUAGUACGAGACAGUGAGAGCAUACCGGGCGCUCUUUGCCUGUGCGUUUUUUAUGAACAUCUUAUCUACACUUACCGAAUCUUCAGGAAAAGUAAUGGACAUUUUAUGAUGCAGACAUCUGAAGGUACUCCAAGACAUGUCUUCAAAACAUUAAACAGUUUAAUUGAAAACUACAAAAAGCCAAAUCAAGGCCUAGUAAUCAAUCUGUGCUACCCUGUAAAUCGUUGUCCUUACUAUCAAGAAACUCAGACUGUGUAUGUCACUAAAGAAGAAGCAUAUGAGGAUCCAGAUGUUGGUGAAGAUUAUAUUAACGUCUUGCCCGAUUAAUCUGUUCACUCCAUUUCAGCAGGGGCGUUCUGUGGAUCACACCCAUGUAACCUCUUCUAUUCACUUCAAUGGAUUCUGUGUUCAUUCGUACUUUGGAUAAUUCUGUGACAAAUACCAAUUUUUACUUGCUGGUUUGCUUGCCUGUGUAAAAGGCACAUUUUGUAAAAUGCAUACAUACUUGUAUAAUCUUCUUUCCACGUACCGAGUACAUACAUGUGUCUCUGCAAAUGGUCACUUUAUGACCUGAUGAAGUGGACAUCUGAACAAUUUAUACCACAAAAAUGUGAUAGCUUUUCCCAUACUGCAAUACCUCAUUGUAUUUUCAUUUUAGCAGUUUUCCUUUAUUUGCACUAUUUAACUUACUAUAGCUGAAAGUCAUAGAUGCAAGGAUCUGUGAUGUUUAUAAAAUUCUAAAUUGUUUAUUUUAGUAUUAUUCAAUAUCAUUGUUAUAAGUAACACAAAAAUAAAGGAAUAUAUUUAACUCUCAUGUUUUAAGAUCACAGUAAUGAAUAUAAGAAACCUAAGAAUGUUUAUAUGGCCAAUCAAGUAGCUGUGCAAGAUUUGGUUAAGAAGUAGCAUAAGCACUCCCAGUAACCACCAAUUAUUGUUUAAUAUGUUAAGCAAGCCAAAUGCUUAACUCAUCAUAAUGCUACAUCAUGUCCAUUUAAGAGGCAAAGUUUGGAAAGAUCAAUCACCUUAAUAGCUUAUGCCCGCUCAGAAGACUUUGUAUUUACUAAAAUUGUAUUUUUAAAGAAGAUUAUAUGUAAUUCCGGAUUUCUCUUUCUGCAUAUACUCUUUCUGUAUAAAAGAAACCUGAAAACUCUGUUCCUCAAUGCAAUGAUGAUGUCACCUAGCCUGUAAAUGAAAUGUUUGCAAGAAAAAGGGGAAGCUCAGAGGAUACCAAGAAGCCAACAAUUGUCUGAAUUACAUAAUUUUCUUUGGCUGAAGUGUGUUGGUCACUAUACAAGAAAAGAUACAAGUACAUAUAGUUUUUCUUGAUGGUAUUUUACAAUGGAAUUUUACAUUUUGAUCAAUUGUUGCAAGUAGCAUGCAGGAUGAAUUUAAGGAACUCUUAUAAAAUGCUUUCUUUUUAGUUUAUAUGUGAAAAAUAGAAUGCAUAACAUCUACCACUUUAAAUGACCUGUAGUUUAGAAAAGAAAAACAUCAUUAAAAUGUUUGAUUAGUUCCAUCUAUUCAUUUUCUUGUUAAAGCUAUUACAUAUUUUGGUCUGUAAUUCUUUAGUAAAAACAUUGGCAUGUUACCAAUAUUUAAAAAAUGUACUAGAAGGCAAAAAAGGGACAGUAUGCCAGAGAAAUGAAUUUAAAUUGAAGAAAAAUGUAGACAUUUGUUUAACUUAAAUUACAUUGUUACACUAGACACAGUUUUAACUUUUAAAAAAAUUAUUGAAGCAUAAAUAAAAUAACUAAGUAUAUCCUUACAUUUUUUGAAAUGGAAGUAAAAUGAUCUCUAGCUGAGCCUUAUAGAUAUCUACAUUUUUUAUAUAAUUUCAGUGCAAGGCUUUUUUAGUUACCAUCUUCUUUUUUUCUGCUAAUGGCUUUUACAUUUAUAAAUUAUAAUGUACUCAAGUUUUCUUUUCAAUUCAU